This is a messenger RNA of Geodia barretti, 861 nucleotides long. The record is from the annotation of a GenBank genome assembly. NCBI's taxonomy places the organism in Eukaryota, Metazoa, Porifera, Demospongiae, Tetractinellida, Geodiidae.
AUGGAGGCAGACGAUAGUAAAACCGGUUCCAGUCAGUCAGCGGAGGUGGAGCAGUCUGGAAAGGCUGAAAGAACCCCUGGGAGACCAAAACGAGGGAGAAGGAGAGGCAAGAGAGUUGAUGUUCCAAUUACGAAGAAAGGUCGGAAGAUUGAGGUGGGAGCUGUGAGUCUGCAGCCCAACAACGCCACUUCUGAUGAGUCGAGAAAAACAGAACAGGUAAACAGCAAAGAGAGCUCAAAGUCGGAUGCGAAUAAAGUUGAAGUCCGAGCGAAAACCUCGCCCCCAAUUGCACUGCCCCCAAUUGCCCCACCCACCUCCCUGGACUACACUGAGCGAGAUGUGACUCCACCCCUUGAGGUCCUCCAGAGCAUGCAGCAACAGGCACCCUUCCAGCCGCCCUUCUUCCCAGUUCCCUUCCCCAUCACCUCCUCCCCUCUCUCCCUCUCCACCUUCCACCCCUCAACACAUCUGUUUCCCGGUCAACACCCAGUGGGUGGGGCCUCACUUCCCAUUCUGGGGAUGCCCCUCUCGUUUCCCCCGACAAUCUCCCAGAGAGGCAUGGCCGGCGGGGUCGUCGUGUCAUCGGUGGUGUGGCCUGUUCACAUGGCACCUGCCCCAUGGCAACAGAUCUGGUUGAACCCACACCAACGAGCACUCGGGGCAGGGACUACCCCUGUUAACACCGAUGCCAGCACAGACACCAAGACAGAUUCUCAAUCUACAGCCACAACUACUCAAACAGCUGAGCCCGAGAAUCAAUUUGAAGCAAGAACACCCCAGCCUCAGAGAGAAAGGCUAGCGGGACUCUGUUGUAACAUCCUUGGGCAGAAGCCCUCCUCAGGGACCCUUGGUGUCAGCUGA